This is a messenger RNA of Acanthoscelides obtectus, 9388 nucleotides long. The record is from the annotation of a GenBank genome assembly. Lineage: Eukaryota; Metazoa; Arthropoda; Insecta; Coleoptera; Chrysomelidae.
CAGAUGUCAAAGGAAGAAGCUGUUACAUUCUUGCAAGAAAUCAAAUAUCACCUAGAUAAGCUGAAGAAUCACUAUAUUCAGAGGGGCUCGACAAACUUACAGAAGAACAAGGAGAAUGAGAUCCUUCAGCUCCAGCAAUCUCAAAAGCAAUCGUUAUCACUAUCGGAUUUCCCUACUUCCAAUCAAGCGUAUAAUGAGAAACCUAAACUGCACAGCAAUUUCGACAUGAAGCAGUUGCGUCUACAGGCAAACAAAAAACGAUCGGCAGAUAUUCAAACACCCCUACUUGCCCUAGAAAAACCACUGGAAAACGAAAAACUAGCCGAAGAUGAAUACAAUGAACUACUCGAGCGUUUGACGCUGGCUGACCUGCUUUACACAGAAUACUCACUGGAAGAAGUCGUUUACCAUUUGGCCAAGGUGAUGUUCACACAGAGUCUUACUAGAGGGAGCAAUGAAGCACAACAGGCUCUUCAAAAGUUCACAGACUUCCUGGAAAUAGAAACAGCACAGGGACGCAUUUCGAGAACAUUGGAGAGAAAGGUUCUGGAUAUUUUAGUAGCAGCAAUCUCUGACACAUUAAAGGAGCAUCCAGAAUCAGCAUCAGGAAACCAAAAUUUCAUAGGACAGAAGAUGGUCGACCCUAACGCGGAUGAAAGAAUGUCUAUCAGGGAUUUCCUCAUUACGAAAGAACAGGACAAAAUUAAUAGACCACAACACCUAAACAAGGAGAAACUCAACAAUCACUUCCGUUUCAACUUCCUCAAGUAUAAAGCGACGUAAAUGUAUAGUAAAAUAAUUAUGCAGUAACACUCAGAGGGUGAGUCUCUACUAGGGUUCACAGUACAUCAUAUACGAUGAACUGCAACGAUCGAUUACUUGGAUGCUCGACUUAAUUACAAAAAAUUUAAUAAUUAAAUUGAUGGACCUUGGCUAAGGGCAAAUGGAAAUGGUGGCACUUCCGCUGGUACCGGAGAUUGAUACCAACUUACUUUAAAUAGAACAACCUGUAUAUUGUUCAAUUUUUGGAUUCUAAUCUUACUUAUAACGACGACGUCUCGGCCACCAUGGUGACCUUUUCCAAGUACAAAUGACAAUUCUGGUGACAAUAUAUUUGGUUUAUCUACAGAAGACAUUCCAAGUGACAGUUCGUUUGUUUUUCCUUUUCGCACACCUGCACAGUGUGUUAAUACAACAAUCUUUAAUGUGCUGAGAUUGCUCGAAGGUAUCAUUGCAAUUUUGCAUUCCCUUCCCAAAAGGACGGCGAGGCCCUCAAAGCGACAAGCUAGCAUUGAGUAAGUCAUUUUUUUAAGUACCAGACCCGUCACCCUCGUCCAGCGUCCCGAAAAUGACAAAAGUUUUCCGAAAACGCGAAAACUCAUUGAGAACUGUUGGUGCCUUGCCACCCACUAAGAAAUUUUCCUACCCACCGCUCUUUAAAAACUUUGAAAGACUAAUAACAUAACCAUGAUAUAAAUUAAAUAAAAUUAUUGAGAUGUUGAAGGUUGUACAGCAAAGUAUAGAUUAAUCUUAUCUCUAACAAUAUGCGUAUUUAUAAUAAAUCGGUAUCUGGAAGGAAUCUGUUAUGAUGAGAAAGUACACAAAAACAUUUAUUCAUCAAUAUAAGAAAGUAUACACAUAUCAUUGACAUAAUAAUUAACAAGAACUCAUAAAGAAAGUAAAUACCCGGAAAUAUACAGGAAUAAUAACAUGUUUACUGAAUUUACAGGAUAAUAUCAUAAUUCCUCCCUUCCACGAAAAAGUUGGUCUCUAACUUUCUAAAGGUGAAGAUUUACAGUCAUUGUUUAAUAUUCUGAAGUGUGAUUGAGGAUUCAUGGUUUACAUUCACUUCCGUCUGAAGCAUAUGGAUAUUUUACAUAAAAUAUGUUAAACAUAAGAAGUAAAACGAUCACAAUUGUAUAAAUUAUCGAGGAACCAUAAGUAUGAUAUUGUAGGGAUGUUUGAUGUAAAUCGGACCUUUUAGUAGGUACCAGGAUUUUAGAAGCUUUAUUUUGGUUAUUUCUAUCAAGAAUCUUUUGUUGUUUCCCUAAGGUGUGUUUAGCAAUUUCUUUACGUUUUUCGCUUACUUCUUUGGUUGUGGUACUGCGUACAGAUUGGUUGUAGACAAAGAUAGACUUCAGUAAUUAAAUCAUUAAUGGGGUCUAAUUUCCUUUUUGUUCCUACAAUCUAGGGCGCUAUGAAAACGUUCGAUAGGUGCUAUAUAAGUUUGGGUUGGAGGUACUUCCUGGAUUGAGUUGAGAAGUUCUCCAGGAUCCGCAUGAAGCGUGGUAGGGUAUCCACGGUGGGAAAAUGAAUGCUUCAUUUUUUUAGUAUUUCGAUUCGAUUUCGUGAAGUAAUGUUUUACGCUUGGUCGUAACAUCUAGAGUGAUCUAGAACAGUAAGAUAUAUAGACUUUUCUACCUUGAACAUAUCUACGAAAAUUAGUUGGAAAGGUUUGGUGGUGAAAAAUGGCCCUUGUAAGGAUGUGUUGGGCGAUCUCCUUUCCUAUUUAUUAUUGAGGCAAAUUUCGCAGUUAUUGAUAUGACCGGCGAUCAAGUUUUAUGCCAUUAUGUGUUUUAGAAUGGUAAAGAGAAAUUUCUUCAAGCGAUUUUUCCUUAGAUAAAUAUUCGGGCUUAUAUGCCGCUUUAAUGAAUUUGAUUUGGUAUGGUUAAAAUAUUUACUGAGGACUCUGUUAAUGGUUAUCUCGUCAAAGUAAUAAAUUCCAUAAAUAAUAUUUGGUUGGCAGUGAUUUUUUAGGAAGUUUAAAAUUUGCGGAUGUUCCCUUCCAUGAGUUAACGAACGGUUAAUAGUGAUAUUGACUGUGGUAGAGAUGUUACAUUUAUCUUUAUAUUGAAAUAGGAUACGAUUUUUGAAAUAAUACUUUGUUUUCUGAGAAUUGAAUAAUAUUAGGAUUAGACUCCGGAGAUGUAUGUUGAGUAUUUUCAGAGCGGUUGUCUUCGGAGACUAAAGGUAUUUGGGACUCCGUAAUAGCGUAAAAAAUGUCUGAGGGACCUAAUAUAUUUAAAAUUUCGUCUUACUUUUCGUUGCUAAUUUAGAUGAUUUCGUUUACAUUGGGGAAUGUGGAAAGAUAAGCGUCUUCUAUCGCGUGGAUUUCGAUGUGACUAAGGGCAUCGGCAACAUAGAUUUCUUUGCCUUCGGUUUAUGGUCAGUCUCUAUUGUGAAUUUAUGGCCAAAAAGAUAAGGUCUGAAGUGUUUACACGAAUCUAUAAUUGAGAAACGUUAUUUGUCGAUAGUGCUAUAAUUUCGCUCGGCAGAAUUUAAAGUUCGUGACUGAAAAAAUCAAUAGGUUUUCCAUUUUUGGGAAAAAACGCUUCUAAUAGCAAUGUUACUAGCAUCUGUGAUUAGACUAAAGGGCUUUGAAAAAUCAGGGUAUGAGAGUACGCGGGCGUUGGUAAUUAUUUUCUCCAGAAUGUCAAAGGCAUUAACAUAAUCCUGAUUUCCAACAUCUAUUUUUUUUCUCCUGUGUAAAAGGUUUAGUGAAGUCUCUGAUAAAUUUACGGUAAUAAUUUGCAAGUCCUAAUAAUGAUUGGAUAUGCUUAAUCGUUUUAGGAAUGGGAAAAUUUUUAAUUGCUUUUAUCUUAUCAGAAUUGGAUCUUAUGCCGUUGGGUGUUAUAAUUUGGCUAAAAAGGGGACAUCCUUUCUAAAAAAUUGUGUUUUGCCUAAUUGGAUCUUGAGUUGGUAUUUGAUUAAAGCUUCAAAAAUCAGUUUUAAGUGAUAGACGUGUUCUUGUAAAGAUUUCUAAAAAAUAAUAUAAUACAGAUACACAAAAGAGAAUUUACCAAUACGAGGAAGUAACACAGAAUUGAUCAUGCGUUGGAAAGUUGCAAGGGAGUGUUUCAAAUCAAAAGGCAUACGCACAUAUUCGUAAUUCGUAAUGGCCAUUUUCAACGUUAAAACCAAUUUUUUUCUUUCGAAUUUGGAUGCAUGAGUAUUUGAUGAGAGCCUUGGCCAAGAUCUAAGGUGGAGAAAUAUUUUGCCUUUCCUAGGUUUUGAAGAAUUUCUUCUGUACGCGGUAACAGAUAUUUGUCCUCGAUCAUGAUUUCGUUAUGUUUUCGGUAAUCGAUAACCGUUCUAAAUUUCUUUUGGCCGGAUGCGUCGCCGGUCUUUGGGACUAUCCACACCGGAAAUGCGUAUGGACUAGUACUGAAUUUCUUGUUUUAAAUGGAAGGGAUAUCUGAAAGAUUUUUCAAAGCUAGGGACGUCAUCCUUAGUUCUAAUGGUAUGAGAAGUGGCGUUACAUGGUUUUAGUUUCUCACUAAGCUUCAAAACAUCAUUUGGGUAAUUUUGACAAAGCUUUAAAAUAUUUUCACGUUCUUCGGAAUUCUUAUGUGCGGAUUAAUUUGGACAUUUGACUGUACUAUGAUCAGAUGUCGAAAUUUGUGGCUCACAAUUUAUCUCGGUAUUAUUGAGGUCUAGUGACAUGGUACCUUCAGGAAAGUCUACCAAGCUCAUUUCACUGUACACGCGGAUUUGGGGGGGGAGAAUAACUGUGAGCUACUAUAUAUAUGAUCUCACGUAUCCCCUAAAAAGGCGUCAAGUAGGUUGAAUAUGUACUGCACCAUGUGCAAUGUUAUUACGUAUAUAUUUUAAUGGGAUUUUAGAAAAGUAACACCUUUAUCAAAUUGAGUUACUUCAAAUUUCGACCUCGAAUGCCUUUUUGUUAUUACAGAUUGAGAAUGAUACUGAAAAUCUGAUAAAAUCUAAACUAGUCUGUAGAAGAUUGAAGUCCACUACGUCUAAAUUUGGAGAACUUCCACUUUCGUUAUUGAAAUCUUCCACUUUAAUAAACUUAAUACUACUGACAACUUUAUAAAACGCUGUAUUCAUCCACUCACAUUCUACUGAAGUACUUGCAGGUCUCUCGCAUCUUUUCAAAAGACAGAUCAAAAACGUUAUUUUUUUCUUUACAUCCACCCAGCUUAGCAGCACAAUAAAUGACACAUAACAGUUUCAACUUUUUCCUCACUUUCGUCACAGACGAAUGUGCAGUGUAAGGCGUAGUUUUCACUUUAUGUUCAGGUGUAACUCUGCAUUUUACAAUGCAUUUUGUACCUUCACGAUUCAACCGAACAUAUAUAUAUAUAUAUAUAUAUAUAGCAUCUUCACGAUACGAAUCUCUGCCUGCCCCCUGGAAAAAAUUGUGUCAUAUUCUCAAAUCUGUACUCAUAUUAGACAUCAACACCAAUUUGUUUCAAACCUCAGUAGGAUAUCGCACAUUUUACAGCUAGCCGUGAUAGUAUAGCAGUAGGCAUAAAUCCUUACUUCCAAAGUUUCACAAAUUUUAUUUCCGCGCUUGUAUAUAUAAUCAUUUUUUCACUGGUUGAUUAUAUUUCAUCUAUAUUUUGCUGAUAUGUCAUUACUUAUGCGAUUCUGAACAUCACGAAACUUCUCCAUUAUCGGAAUCCUUAUAUCUUAAUGGAAGUACAAUAACAUGACCGUUCUUGGACUUCCUUAGGUCUACGUUCUGGAUUUUUACCAAUAUGGCAAAUUAAAUUUAAAUUAGCAAUAGCUUGAGAUACAGUCAUACUUGUUGUGCCAAUUAAUUAAUAGUAACUCUACAUCAUAUUGUACUCCAUAUUCGUAAAACAAAGGGAUUUUUCAAGCGUAUUUUUGAUUUGUUUACAAGUUUUAAUUUCAAAAAAUUUUGGAAAGAUAUAGUCGUGGAAAAUUUGAAAUGCAAGAUUUUCGUUCAUAAGUGAGGAAGAAGCUCCUGUAUUUAUGGGUAUCAGUAGGUCUCAAUAAGUACUACACAAAUACGGAAGGUGGGUAUCUUGAUAAUUAUUAAAGUCUAUGUUAAUACGGAGUCGUUAUGGGCUUAAUGAAAAUUUUCGAAUAUUUCUUCUAGGUUUUCAAAAUAUUCAAAUUGAUCAUAAUUUUGAUAUUGAUCAUACUAAUCCUCUUGAAAAUAUUGAGAGUCAUUAUUUUCAUGAUCAGAAGGAUCCUGACGGUAGAAGUAUUAAUCUAAAGCUGAUUCAUUGUUACUAAAUUCUUCGGAAACAAAAUUACUUGUUUGGCCAUUAUUGUUAAAAAAGCCUAGGUGUAUUCACGGGACGAUUAUUAUUAUUCGGUCCAACAGUUUUGGUUAUUUCGAUUGGGGGCAUCACAAUUUUGAUUAGCUUGGGGUCUCGAGCUAAAAGCUGGGAUAUUUGUGGGCAGACGAGGGGCGUUGUUCAUUAUAAGUCUGGGCAUGUUCAUGGGACUAGUUGGGAAUCGUGGUUGAUUCAUUUGAGUAGGUCUCCAUGAGUGUUUAUUUUGGAGUGUAGGAGGGCGUGGCUGCAUAAAAUUUGGUCUAGGGUUUUGCAAAUUUGGACUUGUUUUAGAAGGUUUGAUGUUUUAGUUAGCAAAGUCUUUGAAGCUAGAUUGCAACUGCAAAUUUUCAUAGUCGUGACAAGCAGAGAUAACGACUUCCAACGUUUCAUGCUGGAGGCGUAACAGAAUAGAACGAUAGGGUUCGCAUAGCCAAUUUCUUAUAAAAACCUAGUUUAGAGUUUUGAAUGAUGACAUCUGGGUAUUCUAAUUUGGCAUGUUCUCGUAGAACAUGUAAUUUUCUCAAAACUUUAUUAUAAAAGGUAAUAUAAUCAGAAGUUUGUUUUAGCAUGUUUAGCAUUUGUUGAUCAAAAUAAUCUCACUUCUGCGUUCUCUAUAAUUGCGCAUGAAAGUGGUUGUGACUACAUCCCAAGUAUCAGAACAAGCCUGUAAAACCGAUUAUUUUGCUUCACCUUCUAGUAGUCAGACAACGUAGAUCAAAGCGUCUUGUUGGAAAGGGGAUCGAUCAAAUGCGAUCAAAAAUCGUUCGCAAUUUUGAAUAUAUUUAGAUAGAUUGUUAGUUUCAUGUGAAAAUGUUGGCAAACUAUUUUUUAAUAAAUCAAAUCCUGAUGUAACGGGGGGUCUGUCUCAAAUUUCUGUAACUGAAUUUUAGUUUGAAAUUGGCGAAUUUACUUGUGGUUCCCUUCUUACACAUAUAGUAAAACGAUUUUGUAAAGGCAUUCAAAUUAGUAUCAGGAAUACAGAAUAAAAGUUUCUUACUUAAAAUUUACUUACGCUAGUAGCAAUAAUUUCUGCAUGGGUUCUCCUGGAAUACCAGUGAUGGUCAAUUCUGUAGACUCAGCUGGAAAUCUGUUGGAGUGUCGCUAUACUUGCAUUGGGCGUCGUCUUGUUCUUGUACUAGGUAGGGGCCGGUUGAAUUCUCGCGGAGAUGGAGUCUUCACUGGUUUCCAACCUUGUACUAUCGAGCUUUUUCGUGGCGAGAUACUUCAAAACUCGUCAGCUUCUUCGGAUAGCUUCUUCGGGAUGAUUAAAAUCUUCCUCCUCGUUGAAAUGGUAGAACUUCUCAAAUGGAUGGAGCUUGGGUCACCCCAAUAGCUCAAACGAUAAUUGGAGUACUCACUUGCCUCGGGUUACAGCUUCUAGAUCUUCUGAUACUCGAUUGAGUAGUACUUGGUAUCUAUCCGACUAGACUACACUCGAAAUAGCAAACCGAUUUUCAACGGAUAAGCUAUCCUGUUCGCAGCGCUAAUUAAAUAAAAUAGGCGACGAACCACUUCAAAAAUUAUUUAUUGAGAUGUUGAAUGUUAUACAGCAAAACAUCUUAUCUCUAACAAUAUGCGUAUUUAUAAUAAAUCGGCAUCUUGAAGAAAUGUGUUAUUAUUGGAAAGUAUAUAAAAACAUUUGCUCAUCAAUAUAAGAAACUAUACACAGAUAUCAUUGACCUCAUGAUUAACAAGCACUCCUAAGAAAACUAAAUACCGGGAAUAUAUAGGAACAAUAAGAUGUUCACUAAAUAUACGAGGGUGGUACCAUAAUUUAUAUAACAUGUUUCUUCUUGACGAUGUCUAAUAGUGAAAAAUAAAGACGGUUCCAUUAUCAGAGAAAGAAUACUUUUAGAUCUUUUCAGAACCUAAUUUGUAUUCCCUUUAUUGGAGGUCCUGUGUUAUUAUUUAAACCCUAUUUCACGAGUAUCCAUCACACUUUGACGUCUACUGAAGUGAACAGCUCAUCAGCAAGUGAUAUUCUUGUGUUAGUCUACAACAUUGGCAAUAAUGAAUCGGGUGUAAAUCUAGUAAAGCUUGUUUGUAGCAUUUGUUUUUUGUAUGCAAAUUAACUUAUUGUAAAUAAAAGACCUGUUAGCAAGUGCAAAAUGAAUCUGUAGCCUACAAAAAACCAAAACGUCUACCUGGCGUUCACGGAUCUGUCAAAAUUAUGUAACCUUUGCCGAUACGGUGAAUUUUUAAAUAUUACUAGAUAAUCAGCUGUCAUUCUACCGUAACGGAUACCCGUGAAAAAUAUAUUAUCCAACUAUCUAAGUAAAUACCAAUAAAGUAAGUCCCUUGCUACAAGAAAACCGUUACAGAUUGUACAAAUAUAAUAAAGAUAUAAGUAUAGGAGAAAUUAGAGAUUAUUUAAUUUGAUUUUACACUUAGGGAUAGGAUUAUAUAUAUAUAUAUAUAUGAAAUUUACAUACAAUCCCACGAUAAAUUCAAAAAUUCGAUGUCCAAUUCAAAAUAAUCAAGUUGGUAUCUACUUCUGGUAUAACCGGAAGUACUGCUAUUUUGAAGACAGUUUUACCGAAUUUCUAAAAUCAAUUUUAUUGUAACGCCAAGCUUUCGUAAUCGUUUGACGACUACUUUCCAGGCAAUUGAUUGCUGUAGUUCUUUACGGGACACACUAUAUACAGGUUUGUGUGCAACUGGUCUUAUAAUUCGAACAGUGGGUGCAAACAAAAGCACUCCAGGGCGUCAGAAUAUCCUUGAUAUCUGAUCUGUUAUUUUCCUUCUAACAUGAAAGAUUUUUAUAUCAGAUUCACAACGACAUGAAGCACUGCACCACUCUGUUAUCAUGCAUGCGCAUUGGCACUUACAUAUCAGUACGGAGAAAAUAUUCAAUCCAUGACUUGUUGAAACUAAAAACUUAAAAAACUGGGAAUGUUUAUCCAAUUUUAAUAUAAGCUACCUGCACUAUUUUUCAAUUUAACCUAUAUAACCUAAUAGACCUCACUUCUCUGAAUGAAUUAGUUUCGACUUUUACACAUUUAUUUUCGGUAUGAUAUACUUGUAAUUUGAUUCUUAUUUCAUAGUUUAUGUUGGUUUAUCAGCGAGAUACAGUAUACUCAUCUUCAAGGAAGAAAAAGAAAUAGAUUAUCUAUCACCGUUUUCGAGGCAUUUGGGAAAUAAUUGAGAAACCCUGAUAAACCAACUAUAUCGUUGAAAAAAUUUGAGAAGGUCUGCACUUGAUAUAACAUAACAAAUUGAUCGUAUUUUCAAAAUUCAAUGUUACUUGAACUUAAGUUGUGUUAACUGUCUUAUAGAUUGUAUUUAUAUAUGUCUAAUAUAUUUUAAUAAUCCACGAUGCCAUUUGCUGUUUAAAAAUA